Musa acuminata subsp. malaccensis (wild Malaysian banana) is the source of this 2084-nucleotide messenger RNA. Its product is annotated as GTP diphosphokinase CRSH1, chloroplastic. Gene Ontology annotation, biological process: guanosine tetraphosphate metabolic process. Gene Ontology annotation, molecular function: calcium ion binding. Lineage: Eukaryota; Viridiplantae; Streptophyta; Magnoliopsida; Zingiberales; Musaceae. The record is from RefSeq and is a predicted model, not a curated record.
ACCAGAAGCCUCUCCGCCACAUGGUUAAAGGUCACCGAGAAGCCGUCACUCCAAAUGGAGCAGAACCACCGCCGUCCUCCACCACUGCUUCUCACCCGCCAUGGCGGUGGCCGCCUCCGCGAACCACCACCUCCUCCUUCUGCGGCUCCAUCCUCGCCGUGUCCCGAGCCCCAGGACUCCCCUCCUUCGUCGGAACCUUAUUCCCGCCCUCUCCACCGCCUCCCGCCGCGACCUCGCUCCGGGAAUCCGGUCGUCCUUCGCGGCCGCUGACGAGGCCUCGCCCAAUAGCCCGCCGUUGGUGGAGCAGCCCGGGGGGAAGAUGGUGGUGGAGUUGGUGGGCGCCUUCAACGAACUGACGGGUAGGAUGGGCGGCGUUCUCUCCACCACCUCCUCGUCUCGGUUGCUCUUCAAGACUCUGAAGCUAUCCAUUCCCCUGCUCCAGGCUCUGCCGCUCGCUCCCGACGGACGCCCGCCGCUCUCCCGUGCUCUCUCUGUUGCUUGCCUUCUCGCUGAUCUCCAGAUGGAUGCAGAAGUUAUUUCUGCCGGCAUGCUGAGGGAAGCUUUGGAGGCAGGUGCGAUCACCUUGCAUGAAGUCAAAAGCGAAAUCAGUGUUAGUACUGCCCAUUUGUUGCACGAGAGCAUGCGCAUGAUGCAUGUUCCUUCUAAAGUUGAGAUAUUAGAUGACGAAAGUGCCAGUGCACUGAGGAGAUAUUGUUUAACCUACUAUGACAUCCGUGCAUUGAGUCUAGAGCUUGCUGUCAAACUUGAUAUGAUGAGGCAUCUUGAUUACCUCCCAAGAUACCGCCAACAGAUUAAGUCUCUGGAGGUACUGAAGAUAUAUGCUCCACUAGCCCAUGCAGUUGGAACAGGUUCUUUGUCGCUGGAGCUUGAGGACCUCUCCUUCCAAUAUUUGUUUCCCUAUUCCUACCUAUACAUUGAUACAUGGUUGAGAAGUUAUGAGACAGAGAUCAGACCCCUACUGGAAGUGUACAAGGAGCAGUUGCUGCAGGUACUAAAAGCUGACAGUGAAUUGGAAAUGAUGGUGGAUAGCAUUUCAAUCCGUGGUCGAUACAAGAGUCGUUUCAGCACCAUGAAGAAACUGUUGAGGGAUGGACGCAAACCAGAAGAAGUGAAUGAUCUCUUGGGUUUGCGGGUCAUCUUAAAUCCUCGACCUGGUGAUGACAUGCCAGAGAGGGGUGAAAGAGCCUGUUAUAGGACGCAUGAGAUUAUCCAAACUCUGUGGAAAGAAGUACCCAGCAGGACAAAGGAUUAUAUUGCCAGGCCCAAGAAAAAUGGUUAUAGAAGCUUACAUGUUGCUGUUGAUGUCAGUGAAGAAGGAAGGGUGAGGCCACUGAUGGAGAUACAGAUACGUACUAAAGAGAUGGACUCUUUGGCUUCUGGUGGAGCUGCUUCUCAUUCUCUGUACAAAGGUGGUCUUACAGAUCCAAGUGAGGCAAAACGGUUGAAAGCAAUCAUGAUGGCUGCAGCCGAACUUGCAGCUCUGCGUCUUAGAGAUCUCCCAUCUGCAAACCAUAGAGGGGGACUCGAUAUUGACCACAGAAAUAGAAUUUUUCGCCUUCUUGAUAAAAAUGGUGAUGGGAGAAUCAGUAUUGAGGAACUUACUGAAGUGAUGGAAGAGCUUGGUGCUGGAAGUAAAGAUGCUCAGGAGCUCAUGCAACUUCUUGAUUCAAAUUGUGAUGGUUCUUUGAGCUCUGAAGAGUUUGAUCUGUUUCAGAGACAGGUUCAAUUUAUGAGGAAUAUGGAGGAAACAGAUGAUCACUACAGAACCAUGCUGGGAGAGAAGCUUCAUAUGAGUGACAGUACUGGCUUAAUUCAGGUUUACCGCAAGGAGUUAGGUGAUAAAUUAGCAGUGAGCUAAAUUCAUUUAAAUAUAAACUAUCAGGUGAUCAAACUUACAUACAAAAAUGUAAAUAUUUUUUCAUAGUGUUUUAAUUCUCUUCAUGAAAAUGUCCAUCUGUCUAUCUGUUGUAUUAUCUUUUUUUUUGCCCUCAAUACUUCAUCUGGCCAUUUAGCAUCGCCUGUAAUUACCAAAUUGGAAAUUGCUUCCUUCCUGAGAUUUGCCA